This is a messenger RNA of Mesocricetus auratus (golden hamster), 5003 nucleotides long. It is a transcript of the gene Zfta, whose product is annotated as zinc finger translocation associated. The transcript is spliced from 5 exons. Lineage: Eukaryota; Metazoa; Chordata; Mammalia; Rodentia; Cricetidae. Bases 24 to 2063 code for a protein of 679 amino acids. The record is from RefSeq and is a predicted model, not a curated record. Gene Ontology annotation, biological process: negative regulation of DNA-templated transcription.
GCCCCCGCUCCUCAGCACAGCGCAUGGAGCCCGGCGGGGACCACCGGAGCCGGAGCGGCGGCGGCAGGGGCGGCCCCGGGCCCGCAGUGUCUUCGGCACGGGGCCGACGGCUGCCGCCCGCUGCAGCGAGCGGCGGCGCGGAGCCCGAGGAGGACGACGGCGGACAAGCUCUUCAGCUGGAAGGGGGUGCCUUGGGGUCCUGGGGGAGUACCCCCCUACCCUCCUCCAGGGCCAGGGGACCAGCAUCUUCAGGCAGGAAAUACUCAGAUCAUUGUGAGGCUCGGGCCUCGAGGCCUGGGAAGAGCCGCAUCCCUGGCAGGGACCAUCGGCGCUACUACCACGACCACUGGCGAUUGGAGUACCUGAUGGAUUUCAUCCCCUCUCGCCAUGGCAUGGUGUGUAUGGUGUGUGGCAGCUCCCUGGCCACCCUCAAGCUCAGCACCAUCAAGAGGCACAUCCGCCAGAAGCACCCCUACUCCCUCCAUUGGAGCCCCCGAGAGAAGGAGGUCAUCAGCAACAGCUGGGAUGCCCAUCUGGGGCUGGGCGCCUGUGGUGAGGCUGAGAGCCUGGGGGCCCAGGGGGCUGAGGAGGAGGAGGACGAAGAUGAAGAGGAGGAGGAGGGGGCCGGCCUUCGAGCUUGCCCACCCAAGGGCACAGGCAAAGCCCCAGCUGGUGGGGGCUGCCGGCGCCAGCGGCGAGGGGUUCGAGGGGGCCCAGUGGCACCUCGGCGCCGGCGCCUUGCGGCCUCCAGAAGGGCUGGGGGCAGCAGGGGGCUGGGGGCCCGGCGCCUGGAGCGGAGGCUGAAGGAGUCCCUGCAGAACUGGUUCCGGGCCGAGUGUCUCAUGGACUACGACCCACGGGGGAAUCGGCUGGUGUGCAUGGCCUGUGGCCGGGCACUGCCCAGCCUACACUUGGACGACAUCCGUGCUCACGUGCUGGAGAUGCACCCCAGUUCCCUAGGGCUCAGCGGCCCCCAGCGCAGUGCCCUACUGCAGGCCUGGGGUGACCAGCCUGAGGCUCUAUCCGAGCUCACCCAGUCCUCACCAGACGAUGACCUCGUCCCCCAGGACCUGACCAGAAAGAGCCGGGACUCCGCCCCCGCUGCUGGAGCCCCCUCCUCUCAGGAUCUCAGCCCCCCCGACGUAAAGGAAGAGGCUGGCUGGGUCCCUGAGAGGCCCGGGUCGGCAGAGCAGGAGGAGGAGGGCGAGGGCGAGGGCGAGAGGGCGGGCAACCCGGUCCGGCCUCGGAGGGGCCGAGACCAUCGUCGACACUACCAGGAGCGCUGGCGGUUGGAAUACCUCAUGGAGCUGGACGGCUGCCGGCGCGGCCUGGUGUGCAUGGUGUGCGGGGGCGCGCUGGCCUCGCUCAAGAUGAGCACCAUCAAGCGACACAUCCGCCAGCGCCACCCGGGCUCCACCAGCCUCAGCGGGCCAGUGAAGGCCCUCAUCGCCCAGGAGUGGAGCGAGAAGGCCGCACACCUGCUGGCCCUGGGGCUGCCCAGCCCGGAGUCCCCCAGCGAUCCUGUCGCCCCCGGCACAGCCUCAGCCUCUGAGGAGGGGGGAGGGGCCGAGGAGGCGGAGCCAGAGGAGGAGUGGUGGGGCGACGGGCCGCCGUCCCCCGGGGCGCCAUCGGAGCGGCCCGCCGAGGAAGAGGAAGAGGAAGAUGACGGUCAGGAGCCCGGGGAGUUGGCUUUCUCUCCGCUGCCGCCGCCGCCGCCGCCACCUCCCCCUCCGCCGCCACCGCGCAGCCGGGAGCAGCGGCGCAACUACCAGCCGCGCUGGAGGGGCGAAUACCUAAUGGACUACGACGGCAGCCGCCGCGGCCUGGUGUGCAUGGUGUGCGGGGGCGCGCUGGCCACGCUCAAGGUGAGCACCAUCAAGCGACACAUCCUGCAGGUGCACCCCUUCUCCAUGGACUUCACCCCAGAGGAGCGCCAGACCAUUCUGGAGGCCUACGAGGAGGCUGCACUGCGCUGCUACGGCCACGAGGGCUUUGGGGCACCGGCCCCGGCGCCGCGGGACGGCGGUGCGGAACUGAAGCCGGGCGCGGUUUGUCGCGCGUAGCACUCUCCCUGCGCUGGCAUGGCUCUAGGGCUGAGAGACCCUGAUGUCAGGCUCUGGAGCCCCCCGCUGGUCGGGCUGGGCCGGGAUUGGGGUUGGAGAGGCGCUGCUGCUGUCCCUCGGUGACAUUCUGAUGUGCCGCUACUCCCUACGCUGCUGGUGCGCCCUGACCGGGGGGUCCCAACACUCUUCGCGCGGGACCCCAUGUUUCUCUAAAAGCCAAAGCGCCUCUCCAGUGUUCGCAGCGAACGUUCCCAGCCGCGCCCAAGGGCGCAGUGCUGCCACACCAGGGUGGGGAGGUGCCGAAAAUCAGUAUUAGAAUUGAAGGCAGGGCGCAGAGAAGUCAGGAAGGACAUGCAGGCGGCUCGCCCUGGCCGGGGCCCCAGUUCUAUGCGGCCUCGCACGCCCGCCGGUGCGGCUCUCGGCUCCUAGGUUGCUGGCUGUUGGGUCCAAAUUGGUAUUCUUGGCCUCUCAGAGGUCCAGACGGCGGACUGGAGCAAAGCAGGGGGCGGGACACGGGCGGAGCGUCGGAGCCCAGUCAGUUUCCCGGGCUGGCUCAAGGGACAGCGCAUCCAUACCUUUGGGACCGGAGUCAUAAAGGGAUUAGCACUUUUUUUUCUUAGGCUCUCCUGCUCAGAGAGCUUCUGUUAUCUACCCAGUGAAAGCGGCGGACACACUCUAGGUCCAGUGCCAGCAUGGUGCAAGCCCCGGGUACUGGGGCGGUUGGUCUGUUACUGCCCCCGCUGAACGUGAUUUGUCCUCGGUGGAUGCCACGCCGGUUCUCAGCGCCCAGGGCUUGAGGCCGGCCGCGACCUCCUUUGCUCUUACUCAUGGUGCCAGAAGGGCCCCUCAAUCUCCCAGGCAGGUCCGAGAGGGAUGUGUAGAUUUCGUUCUCCCGUGGAGAACAGGUGGUCCCGAGAUCAGGCCCUUUUUUGCUCUUUGUAUUUUAUUUUGAAACUGUAUUUAAUGCUUUUUAUAUGAAAGGGAGAGGGGAACUGGCCCAAUCACCCUUAUGUGCAAAUGUCUUAUUUAUUAUGCGUGUAUCAGAGAUAAGCUGUGAGGUGGUGGAGGAAGGACAGAGAUGGGAGUGUGGCCUGGGGAUUGGAAGGAUACUAAAUAUCCCAUGUUCCCCUGGCCUUGUUUCUAGGUCCAGUGUCUGUCUUCACUAAGGGAAGCCACUGCAGACACUGGUGCCCUCCUUUUAAAGUCAGGGUGCAGUGGUCAGAGGGUGGGAUUUGGGAGGGGCCCUGGUUCUGGGGCCAGUGCAGUCACAGUGGUGAGAAAACAAGAAAAAGAAAUCCCUUCUCUCACUUGCCAGAGUCAGAGCUCAAGUGCCUCAGGCCCAGUUCCCUAGACUUCCUGGCCUAGUUGGAUUUUAUGCCACGGAUUUUAUAGCAUUUUAUAGCAUUUAUCACUGGGAAAGGACCCUGGAGAUCACAAAUUGAUCCCUUUCAGAGAGAGGAGCAAAAUUCCAGCCCCCAGAAAUUUUUACUUAGCUAGGAACAGGUCAAGAACUAGAAUUACAAUCUCAACUCCCAGUUCAGUGAGCUUUGUAACUAUGUUGCACUGCUUCCAGUCUGGCAAGUUACCAAGGUUUCUUUACCCAUUGAGCUUGCCAAGGUGUAGUAUGCUGGGCACUGCAGGUCCACAGCACUUGUGACUCCCGAGGGCAGCAAAACAUUGCACUUCCUGGGAAUGAGGAUGAAGGCAGCUUUCAGCACUGCAGGCCUGUGAAGGGUUGUGAAGGGUGGGGCCUGCCUCGCCCUGGACGGAGGUUUCUGCAGCAGAAGGCCGCUCAGUGUUGGUGCUUGUUUUGAAGCCAUCAGGUAUUCUGGAACAGCUGCUGGCUCAGUUAAAUUCCAAUCUUGACCAACCAGGGUUUUGGAGACUAUUAGAAUCUUGAAAAGAGAUUACAGAUUUUGCCAAGCUGGGCACUGACCUUUUUUUACUUUUCGUCAUGCAUGUUUUUAAGCAGAGUGAGUAUUCUCUCCCACCUCUACAUCACUUUUUAGAAACAGUAGGCAAAAGUAGAGCUGCUGAUUGUCAUGGUCAGAGCUCACUGUGUAAGUCCAGCUUGAUGGGGCAGAAGUUACAAAUGGGUUUCCCCUUGAGAGGAAGCCCCCAGGCCAGUGUCAUUUUAAGCACCCUUGGGCCCACCUGAUGACAAAGUCAAAAGGGUGGGACCCACAAUGCAUUUGACAGGCCUUUCACCAACAGCUGCAGCUCCCAAGGAGGUUUUCUGGCUAGUACCUGUGCAGUGAUCUACCAAGACUAGACCUGUGGCCCGAAGGGUCAGGGUUGGUGGGUCUCCUUCUCCCUCAGGAUUCUGAUUGAACAGGUGAAAUUCCUUCAUUGUUUUGUUAAUGGUAUGCUUGCUAUUAUGGCCUAUAUGUAAAUGUAACUCUGGAUACAUAUUUAUAUGCCAUGUUAGUGACACUAUUCAAACAUUUGUAUGUGUAUUUGUGAAGUUUGCAUCAGUCAUUUAAGAAGUAUUUCAGCCUAAGUUUUCCGGAGAGGUAUGUUGAAUAAAGUCCUAAAAGUCCAACAUGAGUCACAGCCAACUUAGUUUUGGGACAGAGCGAGUGAGAGAUGAGUUUUGAUGUCAGACCAGAUGUGCCGUAACCAGCUCAGUUUCAGCUUUUGGCUGCAUGUGGUUCACAGGCUACUUCCUAUGGUAAGUGGGGACCCUUCCCAUUCCCAGGCUGGUGAGAGGCUAAAUCAGGCUCUUUCACCAAAGUCACUUAUAAGGUCACCUUUUAUAGGGUCUCUUAACUUCAUUUUAGAAACCAAAUGCAGUGCAGCUUUGCUCAGUGCUGUGGGAAUCCUUGCAAUCUUGGAAAUUUUUUUAGAAAGUUCCCGGAACAAGGGUGGAAGUGAGUGAAAGCCUUCUGCUCUCACUUUACCCAAACUGUAAACAGAAUAAAGUUGCAGAUUGAUCCGACA